Aureobasidium vineae is the source of this 786-nucleotide messenger RNA. NCBI's taxonomy places the organism in Eukaryota, Fungi, Ascomycota, Dothideomycetes, Dothideales, Saccotheciaceae. The record is from the annotation of a GenBank genome assembly.
AUGCCUGCCAGAUACAACAGCGUGCUUGCCAAUGCUCGAGUCCUUGUACUCGGCGGCUCUUCAGGCAUCGGUUUCUGCGUAGCUGAGCAUGCCCUCUCUUUGGGAGCCAUCGUCACCAUCUCCUCUUCACGCCAAUUGAAGCUAGAUAAUGCCCUCGAAAGAUUGAAAGCCUCCGUGCCAGACUCGUCAGCGAACAUUGACGGUCAGAUCUGCGACUUAUCCAAUCUCGAUUCUACCCGCCCGAACCUCGAGGCACUGUUGAAAUCCGUCACAUCCACCCAACUUCUAGACCACAUUGUUUUCACCGCCGGCGAUGGCAUCAAGAUCAGACCUGUUGCAGACCUCGAAAUCGAGACCAUCCAACAAAUGGGCCACGUACGCUUCUUUGGGCCCAUGUUACUCGGCGGCCUCGCCAAAAUUUUUAUGAAUCCUUCCAAAACCUCUUCCAUUACUCUGACCAGCGGCACAAACAUCACAAAGCCAGGCAAAGGAUGGACUGCAGUCGCCGGCUAUGGCGCCGGUACUGAAGGCAUUGCGAGGGGUCUUGCAGUGGAUCUGGCUCCUAUCCGUGUCAACUGUGUUAGUCCUGGAGCUGUGCAUACCGAAAUGUUUGACGAUAUCCCCAAAGACAGGUUGCCCUCUGUCCUGUCCACUUUUCGCAAGCGAAGCUUGACGGACAGUGUAGGCACGCCAGAAGAGCUGUCGGAAGCCUACAUCUACUUGAUGAGAUGCUCAUUUGCUACCGGUUCUUUGAUUGAAGUGAAUGGCGGAUCGUUGUUGGCAUGA